CUCAGGACCUUUGGAAGAACAGGCAAUGCUCUUAACCUCUGAGCCAUCUCUCCAGCCCGUUUGUUUAGUUUUCAAGACAGGGUUUCUUUGUGUAAUCCUGGAACUCUCUCUGUACACCAGGCUGGCAGAGAUCAGCUUGUCUUUACCCAUUCCCCCCCCCCCCCCAUGAGUGAUGGGAUUAAGUAACUUGGAUCCUCUUACAGAAACUUAUGGGAUUCCUUUUUACUUACAGUACCUUGCCCACUGGCCAGAGUAUUUCAUUGUCGCAGAGGCUCCUGGCGGAGAACUAAUGGGCUAUAUUAUGGGCAAAGCAGAAGGUUCAGUAGCUAGGGAAGAGUGGCAUGGACAUGUCACAGCUCUGUCUGUCGCCCCUGAAUUCCGCCGUCUUGGCUUGGCUGCUAAACUUAUGGAGUUACUAGAGGAGAUUUCAGAAAGAAAAGGUGGAUUUUUUGUUGAUCUCUUUGUAAGAGUGUCCAAUCAAGUUGCAGUCAACAUGUACAAGCAGUUGGGUUAUAGUGUCUACAGGACAGUCAUAGAGUACUACUCAGCCAGCAACGGGGAGCCUGAUGAGGAUGCCUAUGAUAUGAGGAAAGCACUUUCUAGAGACACCGAGAAGAAAUCCAUCAUACCAUUACCUCAUCCUGUAAGACCUGAGGACAUUGAAUAACCAUAGGCAGUGGUUCUUAGGCAGGUGUUCCAGACAAGUUUGUGGACAUAUUAUUUUCAUAGGAUGAUCUUGGAGCUCUAUUAGGAGGAAAGUAAUCAUUUAGGUCUUAAAGACUUCAUGAAAAUACAGGCUAUAAACUUCAAAUCUCACCGUUCCAAUGAGCAAUAGCAUACAUGUUCAAACUGUUUGCCAUAGUAAAAUUCAAAUUAAAUCAAGGCAGCUAAGUCAGAAGGACACGUUCCGCUAUCAUGGUUGACAGUAUGCAGUACAUGCCAAGGAAAGACUCCCUCUGUCCUCCUCCUAAAUCCUGUGCCUGAGAACCACUGCUGCACAUAUAUAAAUAUAUAUAUAUUUUAUUUUGUAUUGAACUCUUAAUUGAAGCUUUAAAAGCAUAUAUGAAAUGUAUAAAUCUGAGAUGUAUAGUAAAACACAUUGUUGACUAUGAA
Arvicola amphibius (Eurasian water vole) is the source of this 1113-nucleotide messenger RNA. RefSeq names its product N-alpha-acetyltransferase 20, NatB catalytic subunit (gene Naa20). Gene Ontology annotation, molecular function: protein-N-terminal amino-acid acetyltransferase activity. Lineage: Eukaryota; Metazoa; Chordata; Mammalia; Rodentia; Cricetidae. The transcript has 6 exons. Gene Ontology annotation, biological process: N-terminal peptidyl-methionine acetylation. The record is from RefSeq and is a predicted model, not a curated record. Bases 173 to 667 code for a protein of 164 amino acids. Gene Ontology annotation, cellular component: NatB complex.